This is a messenger RNA of Sugiyamaella lignohabitans, 2532 nucleotides long. RefSeq names its product ubiquitin-protein ligase SAN1 (gene SAN1). Bases 1 to 2532 code for a protein of 843 amino acids. The transcript has a single exon. NCBI's taxonomy places the organism in Eukaryota, Fungi, Ascomycota, Dipodascomycetes, Dipodascales, Trichomonascaceae. The record is from RefSeq and is a predicted model, not a curated record.
AUGGAUAGCAACAAUCGGUCUAGCAGCCCUUCUGCUGGCAGCGAGCAUUCCGCUAAUAAUGGUGAUGAUAGUUACCAGGCAAAUAUCCUGUAUAUCAACUAUUCAUUAACUCUGCCGGAUAUGGAUGGCCCAUUGUCUACGUCGGAUUUAGCACUACUAUUUGGAGUUAAUGGUGAUAAUAACAGCAACAACAACAACAACAAUAAUAAUAAUAAUGCCAAUGCGAAUGCUUAUUGGAGAAGUGUUAGUCAGCAGUUUGCCGCUUCUGGAGGUGCUGACGCUGGCCCUGGUGCGGAGACAGGUAAUCCUCCUACCCGUAGUGAAGCCACUGGACGUACUUCUAGUACGAGAAGCGGUACUAAUGUUGAUUAUACGGGUAGUGGAUUCGAUAGAGGAAGAAAUACAGGAGCUCGAACCACAAACUUCGAAGUAGCGUUUACAAACAAUUUCCAAGAUAUACUGGACGGUGCCAAUAUUUACAGUUGGAGAGAUACAAAUGCCGACUCAAACAACAACAGCACAAGCCAAGGCACUGGUGAUAGAGGUGGUAAUUCAACCAAUGAUAGUUCUGGAGCCAACGAUGGCAAUCCUGGAGCAUCACGUCCUACACGUCCUGAAUCAGGACCACGUCAGUUUUCGUUGGCUGAUGCCGAUAGAUUUUGGCGUCAACGCGGAACAGCAGUUUUUGGUCCUGGCCAGGCUCCAACCCCUGGUACAAGUUUUACCAGUGACGGUGUAUUUUAUACUACCCGAAGUUUUCCUAUCGAUAUUAGAUUAGGCACUGCGCUAUUUGGAGGUGGUGAUGGCGGGUCCAGAAAUCCUAGAGCUUCAAAACGGGCUAUUGCCAAGCUAAAAUCUGUUAAAGCAUCUUCAUUACCGGAAUCCGAUAGAUCAUGUCCAAUCUGCUUUGAAAAAUAUGUGGAUGAAGAAGAAGACUCGGUUGAAAAGAGUGAUUUAAAAACAGAAGAUGUCAUAGAUGAUAAUACAUCGGGGAUGAGCGCCGAUUCAGUUGGUGAUCCUCCCGAGUCUGUUCCCGAAAGUUCGGCUCAACCUGAAUCAACAUCUGAUAGUGACAGCACCACUGAUACACGCCAUAACGCGCUUGAAAUGCCCUGUAAUCACCUCUUUGGUAGCCAUUGUAUCAAGGAAUGGCUGGCUGGGUCUAAUACAUGUCCUCUAUGUCGUACCACGAUAGAGAGUCAAGAUGACUAUCUUCGCAGUAUUGGACAACAGCCAGAAUCUGAUAAUAACGCAGCUACCCUGUUUGAGUUGAUCUUUAACGUGAUUCCAAAUUUGAUGAGCAAUAGCACCAACAAUUCCAAUUCCAAUUCCAAUACCAAUAACAACAGCAACGCCAACAGCAAUGGUAAUGACAACGAUAACGACAACGGCAUUAACAACAAUAAUAACACACAAAGUAGCUCUACCAGUGGCGAUAAUACGAUUCCCAGCCAAACUCGGUCUGACUCGACUUCUAUCUUCAGCAUCAACCCACAGAGAGCUCCACGUGUUAACUCACCUGUAAGUUCGCAUACCAAUUCAGGUGCUGAUACUCCUUUAUCACAAAACUCGACUGAUACCGCUGGCCGAGCAAACAGCACCCUAGGGUUAAGCAGUGUUGCAGCAAAUCCAAUCGACAUGUCUGGUAGUAGUUCGAGCAGUUCUGGAACCUCUCAACAAGAAACUACACAAAGUGCUGCCAGCUCCGUGGUCUCAUCUGCUUCUGAAAUGAGUGAAAGUUCAAGUUCAAGUAGCUCAUCAAGAACUGCGGCAACUACUACCUCAGACCCUGGUCCCAAUCUUAUUUCCAGACCACGAUCGGGAACAUCAUCCCAGUUCUUGCGUCCAUUAUCAAUUCUUUUACAGAAUCUGCAUGGUCGAGGAGGCAGCUCCAGUCGGAACAACAAUAACUCAACAUCAUCGUCGCCGAGUCAGUCCAGUCAACAAAGCAGAGACGAUGGCAUCGCUCCUAUUGGAAAUGAACGUACAACUGCAUCAGCCACACGCCAGGAACCAGGAAACACUCGUGGUGGUGGUACUGGAGGCGGUGUUUGGAUGGGUCCUGGUGGAAUACUGUCGUCUUGGGGCCCUAGAUUUGUCCGACGCCAUCAUCCAUAUAGAUCGCCUCCUACUGAACCCAGCAGUAAUGCUGAAUCUAGCAGACAAUCUCGUGAGUCCAGCGGUCGGCCAAGUACAGCAUCCAGAUCAGCGUCGCGAAAUGCUCAGGUUAGCAAUCAUAAUCACCUGCAGUGUGCAUCUGCGAAUCUCUCCAUGUGUUCAGUUUCUGGAAACAUCCCAAGACCUGAUGACAGUCGGAUGGAAGAAGACGAUGACUCUGAAAAUUCCGAUAGACUUGUCAGACUUGAUUGUGGACAUGGCUAUCAUGUUCCUUGUUUACGUGUAGCUAUGGCAGCCCAUGGUGACCGAGAGAUCCCCAACUUAACUGGUGGUGUGGAUAGCAAUGAUGGUGCUACAAGAGAAGUGUGGUGCUUGAGAUGUCGCAGAUACCAGGACAUCAGCAACCACGAGUAA